UCCCGCCGGUGCGUGAGCGCGCGCCAACCCCCGCGGACUGUAACCGCGCGUCAUCAUCGUCGGCUGUGACGUCACGCGCGGAGGCUCCGCUGCCACAAUGUCAAACACUCGGAGGCAGCGCGAGCUCACGGCUUCCCCGCGCCACAAUGAGGAGCAGCACCGCCGCGUGCCGCCGCUCGCGCCCUGAACACAGCUCCGGUCACCGCGCGUGGAUCCUCGGCAUGCUCGCGGACAGCAGGUCUAUGUGAGUGUGUGAGCCGGUCAGAGGUCAGAGGUCAGAGGUCAUGCAGCGGAGGGAGUCCGACUCCCAAGGCCUCUUUUCCUCCGGAGAGACGUCUGACAACGACUGUGGGGUGGGGGCGAGUUGCGGAGAGGUGGAUGCGGUGUGUGCGUGCGAGGCCGGUCCCUGUACACUUUAUUCAGAAGCACACACGCCCACGCCGGAAACGCUCCUGUGUGAACACUGUGGAAAAAACAAAGUAAUGAUAACCAGGUACUCUGAAGGAUACGGCACAGAGGAGGAGUGCGUCCUGUCCGACCCUCAGGGCGAGAGCGAUGCAGAUGCUGAUAUCGAGGAUACAGACUGCAGACUCCAGGAACCGGGUUCUCUCCAGCGAAUCAGCUCGCGGAGACGCAAGCGCCCGCGGGUGGCGCGGCAGGACACCACCGAGAGCGAGGACGACGGCGGGCGGAGCCACAGAUCACAUCGCUGGAACCUCAGGCUCAGUCCUGACCGAGCGCACAGCAGGACCAUACUGGAGGAGAGCAUAUCCCAGGUCAGGCCGCUGGUCAUCUGCCGGCCAGACGUGGAGAGGCAGAAGAGUCCGGCUGAAGCUCCCCGAGGCUCCAGACGUCUGAUGCCUCUGUGGCCUCCUUCUCUCUCUCUCCCUCUCGUCCUCCUCCUCUCGCUGCCUCUCUCCCUCUCCCUGGUCAUCGUCAUCGUGUCUUUCAUUCUGCCGUGGGCCAGAGCUUGACCUUUAAAAAAAAAGUUU
This is a messenger RNA of Larimichthys crocea (large yellow croaker), 992 nucleotides long. RefSeq lists its product as hypothetical. The transcript is spliced from 7 exons. The record is from RefSeq and is a predicted model, not a curated record. Lineage: Eukaryota; Metazoa; Chordata; Actinopteri; Sciaenidae. The coding region runs from base 285 to 974 and encodes 229 amino acids.